UUUCAAUUCGCUUUCGACAGUUCCGUGCCGUGUGUCAAGAAGUGAGGAAGUGUGUCUCGUAGCACAAGACGAAACAGAGAAAAAAAACUAGAGAGCCCCAUUAGUGCCAGACUUAGUGCCAGUCAUCAGCCCUAAUCGUCGUCGUCGUCGUCGUCUGCCGGAUCCAAAGUACAAAAAGAACCACACGAGUCCAGAAUGUCGUCGGAAGUGAAAACCUACUCCCUGGCGGAGAUCAAGGCCCACAACACGAACAAGAGCUCCUGGAUCGUCAUUCACAACAACAUCUACGACGUGACGGAGUUCCUGAACGAGCACCCCGGCGGCGAAGAGGUCCUGCUCGAGCAGGCCGGCAAGGAAGCGACGGAAGCGUUCGAGGAUGUCGGCCACAGCACGGACGCGCGCGAGAUGAUGAAAAAGUUCAAGGUGGGCGAGCUGAUCGAGUCCGAGCGGAAGCAGGUCCCGGUCAAGAAGGAACCCGACUGGAGCACCGAACAGAAGGACGAAAACUCCCUCAAGUCAUGGAUCGUGCCGCUGAUUCUGGGACUGCUGGCGACCAUCAUCUACCGGUUCUACUUUACCCAGUAAAACCGCGGAAAAGAACAAGAGAGAGAGAGAGAAAAUGUGUGUUACUUCAGAUCCGAUGCUGCUGUUUCUGUUUCCGUUCAUUCCAAACAAGAGCAUCUCUGCUUCCUCCAAUCACGAGAAUAUUUUGUAAGCUUGCACCGCGCGCGCACACACACACAUUUUGACCACCACCACAUUGCCAAUGACAAACGAAGGAGAAGAACAAUUUUAGCGAUAGGAGGGUACAAAGGUAACUAAACGCGUAAGAACCAAAAAAGCAGUUGAGAGAGAUAGAAGAAAAUCGCAUUCGCGGUUUGUGUGCGUGCUUUACGUUUCUUCGAUUCAGGGAUAUCGUUCCGGCCAGCUCUAGGCGAUUCGCACCACACGAGGGAACUAAAAUGGCAUUUCAUUGCGUCGAUUAUGACGAGCAACAAAAAAAAAAAGAGGUUUCUGUUUUCUAUUAUAACAUUGUCUAGUGUGAUGGGGAAUAGUGUUCGCAAAUCAAAAUUUUUAACACCUACGGCUAAACGAGUUUUUCUUAUUUAAAUAAUUAUUAUGUUAAACUGAUUCGGGAAUAAAAACCUAUAUUUGUAUGUA
Molecule: messenger RNA, 1161 nt
Organism: Culex quinquefasciatus (southern house mosquito)
Lineage: Eukaryota; Metazoa; Arthropoda; Insecta; Diptera; Culicidae
Gene: Cyt-b5
Product: cytochrome b5
Exons: 3
Coding region: 196-585 (129 amino acids)
Cellular component (GO): membrane; intracellular membrane-bounded organelle
Molecular function (GO): heme binding
Source: RefSeq, a predicted model, not a curated record